UUAACAGUUUGAAUUUAUUUAGUCAAAAUAAAUAAAUAAAACGCAGUAAAUGACACACAUCUGUAAUUAGUUUGAGUGAUUUGUGGUUUGGACGUAAAGCCUGCAGACGUGACCACAGACACCGUGACCCCGUGCCCCGAAUGAACACGAGCGAUGAAUACAUUUCAUUAAAAAAUUAAAUUAAAAAAAAUAAUACAAAAUGCACGAAUUUCAAGCGAUGGCUUGAUCGUGUGGAUAUUGUAAUUUUUAUAUUAUUAUUAUUAUUGUUAAUGCUAUGCUGCACCUUGGUUCAUUUGGCCUCCGGAUCCAGUCUGCACUGUGAGAGGUCACGCUUUCACACACAAAGCCUCCAUUCAUUUUUUUUAGCUUUGUGUCUCUGUGAGGCGAUCGGACCAUCCUGGAAACUGAGUCUUGCCUUUUUUUUCUUUUUUUCUUUGUUUGUUUGUUUUAACCUCUUUAACGUUUUCUAAUGUUGAACUGAAGCUGCAUACGAGGUCAUAUCUAAAUGGGAAACGGAAGUGCGGCGAACACUUCUAUAAUCGUAUUUAAAAUAACAGAAAAAGAACUUCACAAUUUUAAAAAAGCGUGUAGUAAACAUGGACUAAAAACUACCAAGCCUAUUUCACACUUGUAAUGUCGGGUAUGAUUUGAUUCCUCCAUAUUUGCGGCUUCUCCAGCAGCUGAGGCGACAUCUGACGGGACUGUCCCUGUGACUGCUUUCUACUCAUUGUCAAAAUCCCCUCCUGUCAGGGCGUUUUCGACAAACACUGACGAAGCGCCAGCUCUCGGAUCAGUCCGCACUGUCACGUUCCGCACACGUCCACGAGAUGUCGCUACCAGCGGGACCUUAAAGGGAUGCCAACCUACUUAAACACAAAGACCCCGCAGGUUAAAAAUUCAGAAGAGCUCCUCAGUGGAUGAAUCUUUGAUGACAACUCAGUGACUCACUCCACUCUGUACCCAGCUGCACAAUUAGAGGCAGCAGGGGAACAGCCUGCUCCUGCACUCGCUCUCUUUUGCAGAAGAAGCCCGCAGCAGGCUUGACUUUGCCUUCCAGAUGUGGGGAGACCUUGCGGUGCAUCAUCCCGCCACUAGAUGAAGCUCAAGUUCGGAUACAUUGCAUUUUUUCCCUCCUCCUUUGUCUGCUCUUUCUGUUUGUAGAUGGCCUGCCUCUAAAAGAAUUUCAAUACAGAGAUCAGACUUCUCUUAACGCAGUCAGGGAUUUGAAAUCAGACGUUUUUCCCCUCCCAGGAACUUUAACUUUUUUUUGAAAAUGAAAACAAUUUUAUAGCAAGCAACAUUUUGAAUUGAACUACAGGCUGUCAGAUACAAAAUACAACUUAAGAACUCCAGUAAAAGUUAAAUAACACACCCUGAACACUUCAGCAGUGAAUGAAUUACGGUGCAGAAAAGCGCAAAGAUGUUAACAGAUGGCUGAGGGCCUUCAAACUGAUUGUGUCUUUAUAGAGCAAAGACAAAGAGCUGGCCGGCAGUACCCAACAACUGGAUCGCUCCUAAUUAGAGGUUGACAAAGAGAGGGGAGAGUGUGCUAAGUGCUGUGUAGGGAGAGAGAGAGAGGGAGAGCACAUGAGCGAUGCCCCCCGCCCCAAUCCCCAGAGUGCAGCAGCAGAAAGCCCUCACUCUGUUUAUUCACUGACAAACUCUCCAGCCAUGCACUGCUACCAGCCUCUUUGGGGUUUUUUAUCUUUGUGUGGGUGAGAUGUUGCCAAAUCUGAUUAUUUUGACGUGUUUUCUGGCUCUUCGCUGUGCAGCUGAUUUGUGCAACUGGACUGGAAGCGGUUUUGCAGCUGGCGUGGAUUCCAGGAUUGUACUCCAGGUGCGGUUACGCUGUACAAAGGGCUCGGUGAGGUGGGUCUACCCGGGUCAGGCCCUCAGAGUGGUCCUCGAGCCCAAUCUGUCCUCCGCCCGGCACACCUCCAUCUGCAUCAAACCGUCUCCCUCCUUCAGCGGAGCCAGCAUGUUCAUUGAGCGUGCCGGGCAGCUGGAGCUGCUGGUGACGGACAGCGGGCGGCCGGAGUAUCAGGUGUUCUGCUUCCCGGCAGACGGACCUCACAAGCCCGUAAUCUACCUCCAGGCCAGCCCUCAGAGUGAUGGACCGCGGAACAGACGCACGGUGGGCUUCAAAUACGAGCUGCUCACCAACAGGACUGCUGCUGCGCCAAACCUCGGCCCCAGCGGGCUGGAGACAUCCUGUCGACCGUGCAAUGACACAGAACUUCUCAUGGCUAUCUGCAGCAGCGACUUUGUUGUUCGAGGCUAUAUCAAAAAGGUCACCCAUGACUCUCGACGUCAAAUGUCCUCAGUGGAGGUAUCAGCGCUGAGGGUGUACUGGCAGCGCAGUGGAGUGUUUGAGCAACAGCUGGAUCCACUGGUGUCAUGUCAGUCCUGGCGUGGACACAUCCACACACUCCUGCAGUGCCACGUCAAGCCCGGAGAUGGAGAGUUUCUUUUCACUGGGUCAGAACACUUUGGGGAAGCUUGGUUAGGGUGUGCCCCGCGAUACAAAGACUUCCUGUCUGUCUACCACAAUGCCCGAACGGCACGCCAGAAUUCCUGUGACUUUCCUUUAGACUGAGGAGGUGUGUGUGUGCGUGUCAUCUUAGCAAUACUGAGCUGAGAAGUCUAACCACCUCUGCACUGGUGCAUUUCAGAUCCUUGCUGUCACGUUUCACCAAGGUGGCACCAGCAGGGAAAAGCCGCUGAAAUGCUGGUGAUAAAAACUAAUUUGGAGGAGGAGAACAGAGUUAACCAGCAGGGCCUCCUGCACUGCAGCUCAGAGAGGGCCGGCCUUUGUCUCUCUUCCAUCACUGCCCUCAGUCCUGGGAGAAUAAGGAGGGGUUGGGUUGCUGCUCUCUUUUUGUGCCUCUCCCUGCAUUAACUGUUGUUCAUUUUGCUGCCUCUCUGUGACAAUUGCCCUAUGAACUGAGGCAGGAGGGUGGAUUGAAGCACAGCCAUUUAUUAUUGCCAGUUUGUUUUACUGAAUAGGAGUGUACAUAUAUACGACAUUUUAUUGUGAAAUCAUCUGUUUUGUGUUUACUCCUGUCUGUUGGAUCCUGCACGAUGCAUUUUUUUCUUUCUGAUUCAGGAUUGCAGUGCAGCAAUCUUUUUUCUUGCAGCUGGAAAUGUUUGCAGUAGAUAUUUUACUUUAUUUCCUUUCUUUUUUUAUUCGGUUGGAGAGUGGAUGAAAUCUAGAAACAACUGAGACUCCGGAUUGCUGAGCUUUAAAUAAAUCAAAUAUGUCUACACGUC
Oreochromis niloticus (Nile tilapia) is the source of this 3270-nucleotide messenger RNA. Its product is annotated as meteorin-like protein. Gene Ontology annotation, molecular function: hormone activity. The record is from RefSeq and is a predicted model, not a curated record. Bases 1721 to 2596 code for a protein of 291 amino acids. NCBI's taxonomy places the organism in Eukaryota, Metazoa, Chordata, Actinopteri, Cichliformes, Cichlidae. The transcript is spliced from 4 exons.